AGAUUCUUUGAAAUAUGACCUCACCGUUUCUUAACCAAUCACCGUUCAGAUGAAAUAAAGAGUUCCUGCCCGAUAUAAGGCUAUCCCGAGCAACGUUCCGCAUUUCUUUCCUGCUGUCGCCUUGAGUGUACGCACAUAUUUUGCUUGGACUAUCAUUGUUAAUUUCAUCAGAUUUUUGUUUCUUCAUCGUUUUGAACAUGAAUCCUGGACAGCCACGAAACCACAUCGCUGCAGAGACGGAAAACCUGCCUGAGAAAGAAUCCAUGCCUUUGAAUGAUAAAGUGGAGGACUGCAAUCUUUUUCGAACGCGAGAUAUCCCUUGCACCAAAAGGAAGGCAGAAGAAACAAGCCAUUUCGAGAAAAAAGUACGUAUUUGUAAAAAAGCGCAAAGGACUUUUUACUGAAGACACUAUUCCAGAGGAGCUUACUCACAUGGGAAACAAUGUCUUUGUGGGACCCAGCAUUUACAAGGGAAAAGUUACUGUGCACAUUCGAGAGUAUGCUAAAUAUGGUAAAUCGUACUAUCCGACAAGACGUGGAGUGAACUUUGAGCCAUGGUGUUUGAAUGUUCUCGCAACCAACAUGACAGUGGAGGAACCAGACCUGCUGACACUGAAUCUGGAAUUGCCCAAGAAUUUUGUGGUCACGUAUAAAGAUUCCCACUUCACUUUGAAGCAACUCUCUUCGACAGGAGAGGCAAAAUGUAGCCUCAGCAUUACGACUGCGCAGUGGGAAGAACUGAUGACACAUUUUAGCCGUAUCAGUGACAUUGUCACCAACCUCGUUUAUCAAAAUAUGAACUUUUGUGAAGCCUAUGAAAGCGUAUCUGACGAACCUAUUAACGAGGAAAAUCUUCCAGAAUCCUUCGAUCUUUCCAUGGGAAGAGCACGCCUCGAAACCAUUCUAAAGAUGUCGCUUGAAGAGCUUCUUAACCAACAAGAAGAACUAAAAUAUCCCCAGCGCAUAGACUGUGAAGAACUUGUUCAUAAGACAGAAACUGUGAAUGCCAUUGCUCUGAGAUUCAAUGCUGUUGACAUCGCCAGACAAUUUUACGGAAAUAUUUGGGGUGAAGAAUCCUAUUUAAUGUUACUGAAACCUGCUCACUACAUUACCAAGGACUUUUUAAAAUCUGUGUGUUUAAACCAUGUACUCGACGAAGUAAAAAACACAUUUUGUACUACGAAUGGUGUCUUAGGUAUUGAAUACUAUGAAUAUCUGUAAAUUAAUUAUGAUGUUCAA
Stegodyphus dumicola is the source of this 1239-nucleotide messenger RNA. RefSeq lists its product as uncharacterized. Gene Ontology annotation, biological process: regulation of DNA-templated transcription. Lineage: Eukaryota; Metazoa; Arthropoda; Arachnida; Araneae; Eresidae. Gene Ontology annotation, molecular function: DNA binding. The record is from RefSeq and is a predicted model, not a curated record.